UCUGGGAUUUGUGGUCCCGGGAAAGGGACUGGCCGACCUUAAGGGCUUUGAGAGUCGCCUCUUCCCUACCCGCUUCUCUGAGCGGCUCCGACGCCUCGGGUCGGCCAGGCCAGUUUCUUGAGAGACCUGGCAUCAAAGGCAGGCAGGUAGGAGGUCGGGCAUGUUAGUUUCCGCUUCCGGUCGGUAAAGGGCAAGCACAAUGUAAACACGGGACCAGGGGAGUGGUCGUUAGGUAACUGAGGGUACGCUGACCGUGGUGGAAGCCCGGGAAGAGGAGGAAAACGAGGCUGGUGGGUCUUGUGGUUAGGGGAGAAAGGACCUUCAGAAGUCGGAGUUGAGACGCGACGGAGGUGCGGCAGAGCCGGGACGCUAAGCGUUCCCACAGUACCUGGUUCCUCACAUUGCUGCUUUAGGAACAGAGUUCAUUUGGAAACUUGAAGAAUGGCUUCCUUUGGAUGGAAGAGAAGAAUCGGGGAGAAGGUCUCAAAGGUCACUUCACAGCAGUUUGAAGCCGAAGCUGCUGAUGAGAAGGAUGUAGUUGAGAAUGAAGAAGGGAGCUGGCUUCAUGCGGUUAAACGCAGGAAAGAAAGUCUCCUCGAGGGCUGUGUUGAGAAAAGUAAGCAGCUGAAGGAUGAAGGAGCCAGUUUGGUUGAAAAUAAAAGGUAUCGAGAGGCGAUUCAAAAAUGGGACGAAGCACUGCAGUUAACCCCAGAUGAUGCUACCCUGUACGAGAUGAAAUCACAGGUCCUAAUGUCUCUUCAUGAAAUGUUCCCUGCAGUACAUGCAGCUGAAAUGGCCGUGCAGAGAAACCCACAUUCAUGGGAGUCUUGGCAAACUUUGGGACGUGCUCAGCUUGGAUUAGGAGAGAUAGUCCUGGCAAUUCGAAGUUUUCAGGUAGCCCUUCACAUCUAUCCAAUGAACCCUGAAAUAUGGAAAGAAGACCUUUCUUGGGCAAGAACACUCCAGGAGCAGCAGAAGGUAGCACAGAAGAUUAAGAAGUGUGACGCGUCAGCGGAAAUGACACAUUUCUCACCAAAGUCAAUCCCCGACUAUGACUUUGAAAGUGAUGAGAUUGUUGCUGUUUGUGCAGCAAUUGCGGAGAAACAGAAGACAGUUUCAGCAAAUAAGACAAUGGUUAUUGUUUCGGCCUCUGGGACUGUAGAGACGGUCACUGAGAAGGAAGAUGGUGCUACACCACCAGAUGGCUCUGUUUUUAUCAAAGCCCGAUAAAGUAGCAAGAACCCUUUGAAUCUGGCUUUUUGAUUGCUCUUAAAGUUUGAGGCCUAGGGACAUCUACUGUGGAGAGACAGAAUAAAACUCCUGUUUGUAAAAUGAGUUUUGCAGAUGAGGCAUAUAAAAACUAAAUGGUAGAAUUAUCGUGUAGUGUUUGGGCUGUGCUUUGAUAAGUUACGAUUUAAACUUCUUAAGAUUAGAAUUGUGAGUACAGUGGGGUUUGAUUAAUAAACUUAAAAAAAAUAAUCCAAAAAUGUAAGUGAAUGCAUUUUAAAGACACAACUUGAAAAGUGAAUUCUCUAAUAGUGAAUAACUUGAUGGCCAGUGUUAUUAAAAUGUUGACUCGUUGGCUUUUGUUUCACGAUAAAGGAAGUUGGUGAUUUCUUUCCCUCCUAAUACUCCUGUUAGUAUUCACUCUUCUGUUUUUCUGGUUGCAUUAGAGGAAGUCUCCCAAAGCUCAAAUAUUUUUUGACAUUUAUUUUGAUUCAAAGUUGUCAUUUGGUUAUUUUUGGAAUCUUUGAAAGUUUGGCUGAAAAUGCAUGCAACUGUGUACAUUCUAAACAUUUUCUGGACUUUCUCUUCAUUCUGAUUUGUGCUUAUAUUUUGACUUCAAAAUUAUUACAACAAUGGUAGUUGCCUUCUUCAGUAUUAGAUAUGUGAAAUACUGAUCAAUGUCACAAUGAUGGUUUUAUUGUUUUAGUUGUAAAAGUAGAUAGAGUAUUCCUUACCACAAGUGAGUCAUGUUUAAGAUGUGCAUUUUUGAAAAAUGCUUUUAUCGAUGUGUCAUAUCAAAUUGUACUGCUGCACUGGCCCAGUCAAAAGUAGUAUUUUCUUCUCCUUAUUUUUAAAAGCUUAAAAACUCUGAAAAAAACUUACCUUUUGCUUUUAACGUUCCAGCUGACGGUUUGGAAUUCUUUUUCUAGAUAACUUUUUUGGAACUACUCAGUUAAAUUACAAUUUUAAAUAGCUAAAUUAUGUCUUUCUAAAAAAGUAGGGAUGUUUAUGAGUGUCAGUGAAUGUAUAUAUCUUGGGCAUGACAUACAUAGGAACUGAAACAUGACUUAACAGUACAAUCCCAUGAGUAGAGAAGAAUAUAUUUAAAGAAAUAUUUCGUUGAAAGGCCACGAUCGCAUUCACAAAUCAAUACUGUCAUUGCUAAUAUGAGUUAUUUUUAUACUACAUAUAUUAUAGUACAAUUAUAUAGAACUACUGGGUCCUGUUACUUCUGACACUCAGGAAGCUAUUUUUGCUGUAAAAUUAAUUUUUUCCUUGUCAGAGAUGAAAGUAAGCUGUUUUAAAGAAUCUUACCUUAACCUGUUGGAGCAUGUAAGUAAUGGUCUACAUUUUUCUGAGAUGAUUUAAAAAAUGUUUCCUUUAGUGGAAUGCUUACCUCUUUUUUUUUUUUUCAGAGUGUUAUAUUUUCCCUCAAAGUUACAUCAGAAGGUUAGCUGUGGUUAGGUUAGUUUUAGAGUAAUUGAAAAACACAAAUAUUAGUUACAUUUUAUUUUGUUUAAUAAAGGAUAUUCUCACAGGGUAGAUACUUGAGUAUAUACAGAAGUGAGCAUUCACCAUUUGGUAUGUGGUUUUGAGUAGUGGGUUUUUGUUUAUCGUGUAAUUUGUGAAUAAAUAGUUUUUUCUGCACUUUAAAGAUUUGCCUCUGUCUUGUUAGCUUUUGAAAAAUUUGAUUUAUUUAAUUUCUUUCUUAUGUGAAAAUAAAAUAUGUAAGGCACCUUGUAUCUUGCAUAGGAAGUACUCAGUAAAUGUUAGCUACUUCUAUGAAGAACUUGAAUUAGUAUGGAGAUAUUUAACCUCAGUUUCUUCUGAUUUUAGGAAGGUAGGAGAACUUUGUAAUCUUUAUCAGAAAGUGAGAAGUCACUACUUUUGGUAUUAUAGGACAGAUGGUUAUCAGUUCUUGGCAUAACAGGUGGGAUUGUUCUUGGCAUAAAAUCUAUGCCUCAGCCCCAAAAGAGGCAAGACCCAGGAUGGAAGGCAUGUAGCCACUAAAUUCUGUUAACAGAACCUAGUGUUUUUUCUGUAUUAUGGAGAGGGAAGGCAGCUCAUUUAUCCAUGCUCCAGAAGAUUCUCAGCUAGUAUCUUCUAUGCAUGAGGAGAAAAAUGCAUAUAUCAUUUUGUAAAGAUGUGAAUAGUGAUCUACAGACAUUUGCUAAACCUGUUAACUUCACUAACAAAUACUUUUGAGUCUGAAAGAAAAAUAGUUGAUGCUACAGUGAUGUAAUUUAAGAUGUUUAAUAUACCUUCUGAAAUAACACUAAACACUGUAUUGAACAUAGUUUAUAUUAUUCUUGUUUGAAAAUUGUAUGGCGUAGAUACUCAUUAGUCAGAACACCACACAUCCAGGUCAUGCCUGAUAAUUUGAGAAUCCAUAUAUUAUUCUGUAGAUGACAAGAUUUUAGAUUAUAGAGUAUUUAUCCUAAAUGUGCUAAUAAAUACUACAUACACGUUGAAAAAUCAUGCAAGGUAUAAAUCACAGAACCCAGAUCUGUAAUUGGGACCUAGGUGCAAAAUUUUAUGGUACAGUCUUAGCAUAAAGACUUUUAAAUUGAUGUUAUUUGGUAAAACUAUAAUGAAGACUUAACUAAAGAAGCUUUGUCUGAGAAAGCUAAGAGUUUUCAUGCUUAUAACUGACCAGGAUAGCCUCUUCAGUUUGAAAAUUAUGUUUUAUGUAAUGACAUCAAAAGCUUGUCACUACCGUUCCCAGCAGUAAGAAAAGUUUGUAUGUGUGUGUAUAGAGGCUUUUUCACAAAGCCUGAAAACACACACACACACACACACACACACACACAUAUAUAUAUACAUAUAUACAUAUAUACAUAUAUACAUAUAUACACACACACCUUUCUAAUUUGACUCUGGACCAGCCAUUCUGAGCUCUGAUUUCAUGACAUAUGUGUAUCUAAGUGAGUUAUGAGUUGACACAAGAACCAUAGUUCCAUAAUUAUCUUUAAAUCAAUGGGUAUAUUAGAUGUGUUUUUUUCUGAGAGAUUUUUAUCAAGCCUGUGGUGUGUACUUUGUAACUGAUGACAUUUUAGGAUGGAGAAAGUAAGGGUUUUUUUGUGUUUUUUUUAAUACCAGUAAUAAAAUACAGAAAUUUGUGAUUUACUCAUUAUCAAAGUAUAUUAAAAUGAAAUAUGUCACUUAAAAAAUUUUUUUUAAUGUUUAUUUAUUUUUGAAAAAGAGAGACAGUGUGAGCAGGGAAGGGGCAGAGAGAGAGGGAGACAUAGAAUUUGAAGCAGGCUCCAGGCUCUGAGCUGUCGGCACAGAGCGCGACAUGGGGCUCGAACUCAUGAACCACGAGAUCAUGACCUGAGUCGAAGUCGGACGCCUAACCAACUGAGCCACCCAGGCACCCCUGAAAUAUGUCACUUUAGUCACUUGCAAUUAAAUAUGCCCCCUUGAAUGGAAGGGAAGGGGUAGCCCUGGAUAGCCUUGUGGCUGGUGUACCAUGAAUUAUGCCUUUGUGAGUGUUGUAUGUGAACUUGCUGUGUGUGCCAAGGUGGAGAAAUGUUGAUCUACCCUUUGUGGGGAAGUCAGAGGGCAGAGGUAGCCUCCUUUCACGGUGCUUCUUUGGACAUCCAUUAAGCAAGCAAUUGCUCCCUUCCCUUAUCCCUCCCGCCUCCCUGGAAAAGAGCGUUUGGGAUAAAAAACUGGACACGCAAACCCCUUUUUUGGGAUUUAUCAUGUUUGUGGAGCCUAUGUUGUGUUCUCUUGCCAGACAUGUAAACUUUGCAGUGAAGGCUCUCUGCUCUGUGGUUGUGUAGGAUUGCCCAUGCCUUGGUGAGCAGGUCUGUCUAAUUCUGGGUUAGCUAUUAGGUGGCCAUUUUCGGCACAAACCUAAAUUACAUCCUUUAACCUAGAUCUUUCAGCAAUUAAUCUGACAUACUGAAUCUCCAUUUGCCUGACUUGGUCUCUCAAGUGGCUCAGAAGACAGGAGGGGACAAAGGGUAUUAUUUUAUGAUUUCCUCAAACUCCAACAAAAAUUAGUGAAAAUUAUAUUUCAUUUUUUUUAAUAUAAAUUUGUUUAGUCUAUUUUUUAAGUUUAUUUAUUUAUUUUUAGAGAGGGAGAGCAAUCAGAGGAGGGGCAGAGAGAGGGAGAGAGAAUCCAAAGCAGGUUCUGUGCUAUCUUCGAGGAGCCUGACACGGGGCUUAAUCUCAUGGAACUGUGAGAUCAUGAUCUGAGCCAAAACCAAGAGUUGGACACUUAACCAACUGAGCCACUCAGGCACCCUAUGAAAAUUACAUUUCAAAGUAUGAGAUAAAUUAAAAACCAAAUUGGGAAUUUUUUUCUAAUUUUUUUUUUUGAUCAUGGUAAUUCUAUGUUAUUGGAAUGUUCAUUUUAAGGUAAUGUUAAUUGCAAGGUAAUAUGUAAACAUUUUCAGAAUAUUUAAAAGAUCUACUCACUUGGAAUUGUCAUAGACCACAAUAUUGACUUGAUUUAAAAAAAAAAGUUGGGGGGGGUGGCACCUGGGUGACUCAGUGGGUCUAAGUGUCUGACUUUAGCUCAGGUCAUGAUCUUACAGUUCAUGAGUUCGAGCCCCAUGUCAGGCUCUGUGCCAACAGCUCGGAGCCUGGAGCCUGCUUCAGAUUCUGAGUCUCCCUCUCUCUCUGCCCCUCCCCCGCUCACACUCUCUCUCUCUCUCAAAAAUAAAAUAUUUUUUAAAAAUUAAAAAAAUUUUUAAUGUUUAUUUUUGAGAGAGAGUGCGAGCAGGGAAGGGCAGAGAGAGAGAGACACACACACACACACAGAAUUUGAAGCAUUCUGAGCUGUCAGCACAGAGCCUGGCACGGGGCUUGAACUCGCGAACCGUGAGAUCGUGACCUGAGCUGAAGUCGGACACUUAACUGACUGAGCCAUCCAGGUGCCCCGUUGACUCACUUUAAUUAGAAUGAAAGAAUGUAAAAUAAAUCAAAUUCUCUGCCUACCCUGUCAACUUUCUUAAAAGUGUAAUAUACAUAUAAUAAAAUGCACCCUAUGUUAUAAGUCUACAGUUAGAGUUUUUUGGGUUUUUUUUUUAAUAUUUAUUUUUUGAGAGAGAAAAUCCCAAGCAGGCUCCACAUUGCUGGUGUGGAACCUGAUGUGGGGCUCGAUCCCACAAACCAUGAGUUCAUGACCUGAACUGAAAUCAAGAGUUAGUCACUGAACCACCUGAGCCACUCAGGUGCCCCUACAGUUUGUAGAGUUUUAACAAAUGUGAACAACCACAGAAUCCCCAAUACCAUCAAGAGAUAGAAUAUUUACAUCACCCAAAAAGUUCUCUAAUGCUCAUUUGCAGUCAGUUCUUCUCCACUGCAACAACCAGUACUGUUCAACUACUGUACUUCCUGUGACUGUAAAUUAGAUUUGAUUUUUGUAGAAUUUCGAAUAAACCAUACAAUAUUUACUCUGUGUCUGACACUUUUUGUUCAGCAUACUUUUGAAAUCCACCCAUGUUGGGAUUCAUCUAUGCUAUUUUGUAUAUUGGCAAUAUGUUUUAUUUUUAUUGCUGGGUAUUAUUCUGUUGUAUGGAUACACCACAAUUUGUAGCUAUUCAUAUAUGUUGAUGGACAUCUAGGUUGUUGAUAAACAUCUAAGUUGUGGUCUCUUAUGAAUAAAGCUGCUGUGUACAUAUGUUGCA
Molecule: messenger RNA, 6866 nt
Organism: Acinonyx jubatus (cheetah)
Lineage: Eukaryota; Metazoa; Chordata; Mammalia; Carnivora; Felidae
Gene: TTC33
Product: tetratricopeptide repeat domain 33
Exons: 6
Coding region: 442-1230 (262 amino acids)
Molecular function (GO): protein binding
Source: RefSeq, a predicted model, not a curated record